Messenger RNA from Aspergillus terreus NIH2624, 1692 nucleotides. RefSeq names its product high affinity methionine permease. Lineage: Eukaryota; Fungi; Ascomycota; Eurotiomycetes; Eurotiales; Aspergillaceae. Gene Ontology annotation, molecular function: L-amino acid transmembrane transporter activity. Bases 1 to 1692 code for a protein of 563 amino acids. The record is from RefSeq and is a predicted model, not a curated record. Gene Ontology annotation, biological process: amino acid transmembrane transport. Gene Ontology annotation, cellular component: membrane. The transcript is spliced from 7 exons.
AUGGGCUUCUCCUCUGCCACAGUCACUGACUCCGCAACGGAUGAUAGAUCCGACGACACAAGCGCUAUCGACGAUGGAAGCCUGAAGUACACAGCCGAGGGCGGCGCAAACUCCUCCAGACCGACCUACCAGGAGGCCUCCGGCGCGCCGAUAGAGGUAACCUCGCCGCUCGGAUACUCCGUCGGCUUCGUGACGGUGGUCUUCCUGAACACGGGCAAGAUGAUCGGGAGCGGAGUGUUCUCUACGCCAUCGACGAUCGUCAAAGGCGUCGGCUCGGUAGGCCUCAGCCUCGUGUACUGGGUGAUCGGGUACCUGAUGGCCGCGAGCACGCUGUCCGUGUAUCUCGAGUUCGCGUCGUACUUCCCCAGCCGCUCCGGGUCGGAGGUCGUCUACCUGGAGCAGUCGUAUCCGCGGCCGCGGUAUUUCUUUCCCACCGUCUUCGCCGUGCAGACGGUCGUGUUCUCGUUUAGUAGCAGCAAUGCUGUGGUUCUGGCGUUCAAUACGAAGUGGUCUCUUCGGUUGUGCAAUGUCAUCGGCGUUGUCAAGCUCAUCGUGCUGGUUUUCAUCGGUAUAACCGGUCUGGUUGUCCUCGGAGGCAACACUUCCGUCCCAGACCCUAAGGUCAACUUUCGACAUGCGUUCGACGGAUCAUCCGCUAUAUCGGUGUAUGGAGCGACGAACGCGCUUGUCAAAGUGGUGUUUUCCUUCGCCGGUUUUGAGAACGCGUUUAAUGUUGUCAACGAAGUUCGCGUAUGCUAUGCUCCGGUCUGCCCUUGCAAUACUCAGAACGAAUGGCUAACAGCCAGGGCACAGAAUCCGGUCAAGACGCUGAAGUGGAGCGCCCCGACGGCCCUGCUGGUCACAGCUACAUUGUACAUCCUCGCCAACAUCGCGUACUUCUCCGCAGGCACCAAGGAGGAGAUCCUCAACUCAAAGGCCGUGGCCGCGAGCGUCUUCUUUGAGAAGGUGUUUGGAACAAGCAGCGCCUCGCGCGCAUUGAACUUCUUCAUCGCUGUAAGCGUGUUCGGCAACCUGCUCACAGUCCUGGUUGGGUCGUCUCGCAUGCUGCGCGAGUGUGGACGACAGGGCGUCCUCCCCUUCACUUCAUUCUGGACGUCUACCCGGCCGUUUGGGACGCCACUGGGCCCAUACGCUGUCAAAUGGGUGACGACCGUGCUCAUGAUCCUCAUACCGCCCGCCGGGGACGCCUUCAACUUCGUCGUCGAUCUGGGCAUAUACCCCAUGAGCUUCUUUACUUUUCUCCUGAGCGUCGGACUGCUCGUUACCCGCGCCCGCCGUAAGCGGUUGAACAUCCCGCCGUCCGAGUACCGUGCGUGGGAUAUUGCGGUGGCGUUCUCCAUCCUGUCGAACCUGUAUAUGCUCGUCGCGCCGUGGUAUCCGCCAACCACCGGUGCUACAGGCGGCGACGUGAGCUUCUGGUACGCCACGUACUGCGUGGUGGGACUCGGCAUUGUGGCUUUGUGCGGAGUGUACUACUUCGUCUGGAUCAAGGUGCUCCCAAAGCGCGGCGGAUAUCAAUUCCGACAGACUAUCAUCCAGCUAGAUGGGGGUGCUACCGCGCAUCAGCUGGUGAAGGUUCCGAACGACCAACUGGCAGAGUGGGAUGCCGAGCAUGACGCGACUGGGAGGGUGCGUCGGAGGAUACCGCACGACGUUGAUAUUAAGGCUUAG